GAGCCCGACAAUGAGUAUCCGGAAACAAUGAUCAAGUACCAGCCGGAUAUUAGAUAUUACUUACCUGAGGAAAUUCGAAAUUGAAAUUGGUGCCGCAAUGUUGUCAGAUUGUCUACUAAUCGUGUUUAUUUCAGUUUGCACAGCUUUACUUGGAGAGGGAUUGACAUGGCUCCUAGUGUAUCGCACGGAAAAGUACAAAAAGUUGAAGGCAGAAGUUGAAAAACAGAGCAAAAAAUUGGAAAAGAAAAAAGAAGGUGGAGAAACAUCAGACAGAAGUCAGAAGAAAAAGCUAGAGCGUCAAGAAGAAAAACUGAAAAAUCAUAAUCGGGAUUUAUCCUUUGUGAAAAUGAAGUCCAUGUUUGCCAUUGGAUUUGCCUUUACAGCUCUCCUCAGCAUGUUUAACUCUAUAUUUGAUGGUCGAGUUGUAGCCAAGAUGCCAUUCGUGCCAAUUAGUCUAUUGCAGGGAAUCUCCCAUAGAAACUUGGGAGGGGAUGAUUACUCCGAAUGUUCUUUCAUUUUCUUGUAUAUCUUGUGCACCAUGUCGAUAAGACAGAAUGUUCAGAAGCUCCUUGGAUUGGCACCAUCAAGAGCAGCAAGUAAACAAGGAGGGGGGCUCUUUGCAACACCAGGUCAACUUAACACAAGAUAAAACAUUAUAAAUGUACACGAGGAGAAAAAAUAAUCAUCUAUGGAAUAAAAUUCUUUCAUUCAUAA
Ostrea edulis (European flat oyster) is the source of this 714-nucleotide messenger RNA. Its product is annotated as calcium load-activated calcium channel-like. The record is from RefSeq and is a predicted model, not a curated record. Gene Ontology annotation, cellular component: cytoplasm; endoplasmic reticulum membrane; endoplasmic reticulum. Bases 98 to 649 code for a protein of 183 amino acids. Gene Ontology annotation, biological process: endoplasmic reticulum calcium ion homeostasis. NCBI's taxonomy places the organism in Eukaryota, Metazoa, Mollusca, Bivalvia, Ostreida, Ostreidae. Gene Ontology annotation, molecular function: calcium channel activity. The transcript is spliced from 7 exons.